GGGACAUAUGGGGGACGCGCUGGACGAGCCUUGGUGGGAGCCUCAGCCUGGAACACACGCUAGCAGCGACAGCAAUAGCCCAGAUAAAGAUGGUUGUGGACAAUUCCUAUCCCGAUGGCUGUUGGGAGCCAGGGGGAAAACACAGAGAGACACAUGGGUGUGCAGAUCCUUCUGAUGAUGAAGAAAUGGAAAAAUCAACUAACGCAAGUAAACCAGCGAAGCCUGACUUGGACUCCAAGUCCAAACCUGCUGCAUCAAAGAAAAGAAAACAGCCUGCGGAAUGUUUUCUAACUCGUCCUGAGGAAAAAGAAGAAAGCACUGCGAAGGUGAAAAGGAGAAAGAAGAAGAAAAUUUCUGAUAUUCUUGCAAAAUCAUCUCCAAAACCAGGUGUCCCUGAAGACCUACAAAAGCUGCUUAAUCAACACUUCGGUACUAAACGUUCAGUGAUUGAACUAGAAGAGUUAAAACUGCCAGAUUCCUGUUUCCUGCCAGCCAAUGACCUCACCCACAGUUUUUCUUCAUACCUGAAGGAAAUCUGUCCCAAAUGGGCAAAACUUCGUAAAAACCACAAGGAGAAGAAGUCUGUGCUGAUGCUGAUUAUCUGCAGUUCUGCUCUCCGUUGUUUGGAGCUCAUUAAGUCAGUGACGGCAUUCAAAGGAGACUGCAAAGUUAUUAAAUUGUUUGCAAAACACAUAAAGAUAAAAGAACAGAUGCACAUGCUGGAGAGUGGUGUCAUCCACCUGGGUGUAGGAACACCUGGAAGGAUAAAAGCACUAGUAGAACAAGAUGGCCUUAGCUUGAACUCCUUGAAGUAUCUGAUUUUGGAUUGGAACUGGAGAGAUCAGAAGUUAAGGAGAAUGAUUGAUAUCCCUGAGAUAAGGAAAGAAACAAUUGACCUUCUGGAAAUGGGAAUUAUAAAGCUGUGCAGAGAAGAUUCUGUGAAGCUGGGACUCUUUUAAUGGUGUAACUAACAUGGAUGCAAUUUACAGCUGUAGUAGGCAACUGUUCAAUGGCUGACUGGAUUCAGUUCUUCCAUUUCUGAGAUGCUGUGUAUUACAAUGUUUGUCAGCUUCUGACCCUCUUAUAAUAAAGCAAAGGUUUGCAUGUA
Caretta caretta (loggerhead turtle) is the source of this 1108-nucleotide messenger RNA. RefSeq names its product cms1 ribosomal small subunit homolog (gene CMSS1). NCBI's taxonomy places the organism in Eukaryota, Metazoa, Chordata, Testudines, Cheloniidae. Gene Ontology annotation, cellular component: 90S preribosome; nucleus. The record is from RefSeq and is a predicted model, not a curated record.